Molecule: messenger RNA, 3384 nt
Organism: Parnassius mnemosyne (clouded apollo)
Lineage: Eukaryota; Metazoa; Arthropoda; Insecta; Lepidoptera; Papilionidae
Source: the annotation of a GenBank genome assembly
AACACCGAAAAAAUUACCGUACGAACAAAUUAUCUGUAGUGUCGAGGACUGUUUAUUUAAAAACAAUAUGCAAAAGGAGGAUUUGGAAGCGAUACGUCAAGACAUUUCGUCCAUGUUACGUCGAAGUUCAGCGCCAAAACCGAAUCUACCUAAAGACGAAUUCAAAGCGUUGACUAACCUACGCAAUAAACCAGAACUCACGAUUCUCCGCGCAGAUAAGGGAAAUGCCACGGUAGUUAUGGAUACGUCAGAUUAUAAUUCUAAAAUACAAGAACUUUUGUCGGAUGCAAGUACGUAUAAAAAGGUUAAAAAUGACCCAACAAAUAACACACUUAAAACAACUAGUGAUCUCAUAAAGAAACACUCCGAAAAAUUAAAUCUAGACGUAAAAUCGAUAAUACCUAUGUGUGCUAAACCACCGAAGUUGUAUGGGUUACCAAAAAUACACAAGCCCAAUGCUCCACUACGUCCUAUAGUGAGCCAAAUCGAUUCACCAACUUACAGAUUGGCUCAAUACUUAGCGAAUAUACUCUCACCGCUCAAGGGACAUACAAGAGCACACACAAAGGAUUCCUACCAUUUUGUCAGCGAGAUUAAAGACCUACAUCUGGCAGACAAUGAAACUAUGGUGAGUUUUGAUGUGCAGUUUCUGUUCACAUGCCUACCAGUUGAAGACUGCAUCUCGAUUGUUACUAGAAGGCUAGAGGAAAACAACAUGCCCGUAGAAUAUGCAGUAUUACUCAGACACUGCUUUACAUCUGGCUACCUAUUGUGGAAGGAGGAGUUCUACAAGCAAGUAGAUGGAGUGGCGAUGGGCUCACCUGUAUCUCCCAUUGUCGCCGAUAUAUUCAUGGAGGACUUUGAGGAGAAAGCCCUGCUUACUUCUCCCAUAAACCCAAGAUUCUACAAGCGGUACGUAGACGACACUUUCACAAUUCUACCUUUAGAUAAAGUAACUGCAUUUUUAGACCAUCUUAACUCCUUAAAUUCUAAAAUUCAGUUCACAAUGGAGUUAGAGGCAAACAAUUCUUUAGCUUUUCUAGAUGUAUUAGUAAUUCGGAAUCCUGAUAACACCUUGAGCCACACUGUGUAUAGAAAAAAGACCCAUACAGAUAGAUAUUUAAACGGUAAUUCUCACCACCAUCCUUCACAGUUAGCUACCGUGGGUAAAUCUUUGUUUCAGAGAGCACGAGGGAUCUGUGACAGUAAACACCUGGCCGCCGAGCUCCAACACGUCAAGCAAGUUUUGCACGACAAUAAGCUUCGGGUGCCGCGCCUACGUCACAGUGAACGAGUGAAGCCGGCCACAGUCGAGCGAGUGCCUGCUGUACUGCCAUAUGUCAGAGGGGUCACUGACAAGAUUGGCUACAUCUUGAAGCGUGCUUCCAUUAAAACAUAUUUCAAGCCGCCGAAGAAGAUUAGUCAGUUUUUACUAUCAGUCAAGUGUAAUAUUCCUCUGCAAGAUGCAGGAGUGUACAAGCUGGAUUGUGAAUGUGGUCUCUCUUAUAUAGGACAAACUAAAAGAUCCAUAAAAACCCGCGUUAAAGAACACAUAGCUGAUGUGAAGAAUAGACGCCCCGGGAAGUCUGCAGUCUGUGAACAUGUACAGGAUCGCCCCCGUCACUACAUUAGAUUUGAUAGACCACAAAUCCUCGCUAAAGAACACCGAUUCCUUCCAAGGAUGAUUCGCGAGGCUAUUGAAAUCAAAAAACAUCCUAAUUUCAAUAGAGAAGAUGGCUGGGUGCUACCAUCUGCUUGGGAUCCCAUAAUUAAUAAAAUUAAAUCCCAACCCAAGCAUACAACUGCAAGACUUCAUGAUACUGGACUUGCCUAUGGCGAGAGAAGAUUACAAUACUGCUUUUGGGAACAGACAAAGACAAACCAUGAUCAGAUAACCAAUCCUGUAAAUAAGACAUUGACAUAUUCAAACGGGAACAUGCUGCAAGCAGGUUAUCUAGGAAAAAGCAUUUUUUGCCUGAGCACAGGAAGAAGUACAUUGUCAUAUGCAGACGAGAUGUCUAGGGAGACUCCAACAAGGUAUUCAUGUUUAGAGUAAGCUAUACGAAUAUCAGUAACUAGAGUACUAAUGCUAUCCAUGCUUAAGCCCUUUCGGAAUCCAAAUUGGCUUUUUGCUAAAAGAUUUUUGCUUUCAAGAAACCAUUCUAAACGAUUUUUUAUUAGGUGUUCAAGAAUUUUGGCCAUUGUGCAAGAAAGAGCAAUAGGGCGAUAGCUUGCGGGAUCGGGAAGAUAACUUGGGAUUUCCAUUCUUCAGCAGGAAUACCGAACAUGUAAAUAUAAUUCAAAAUAGAAAGAAGAUGGGCUUUAGUAGAUUCACUGCUAUUAGUAAUAAAAGAAUACGGGAUUCCAUCGAUUCCUGGUGAAGUGUCUUUAAGGACACUAAGAACAACAUAUAACUCCUCAUAAGAGAUAGGGGAGUCAAAACUGUGUUGAUAGUGCAGGGACUGUGAUUGAAAUACUAUACAUUCAUUGUAAGAUAGUACUGAAGGAGGAGCAAGCUUACUAGCAAAAUUUUCUAGUCAAUAAGAUUGAUUAUAAGAAUUUGUGUUUUCAGGGGCCGAAACUGAACACCGGAAUUUUUUUAUAUUUUUCCAGACUAGUGAUGGAUGUGUCCUAGGCGACAGUGACUCACAGAAUUUAAGCUAUCCAGCCAUUUUCUUUUCAGAUAGUAAUUUUAAUGUUUCAGCAGCAGGUUUUUUAUAAAAAAUAUAGUUAUCAAAAUUCAUAGAGUGGGAAUAUCUUAAUUCAGCUUCCUUUCUCUUCUUGCAUGCUACAGAACAAUCUUGAUUCCACCAAGGCGGUGAAGGAGCAUUAUUUUUAUAAGGUUUUUUGAUGGGAAUUGUCUUAUUGGCAGCAGAUAAAAUAGCAUUUUUAAAAGUAGAAUACACCUGGAGAACAUUCCCUUUCUGAACCGGGGAAGGGCUGAAAGUUCUUCCUCUAGAACAGUGAAAUGCAGAUGCCAGUUUGCUUUGGAUGUGUUUUAUUUUAACCUAGGUUUAAAUGGUACAUUGACUGUAUAGGAGUUAGGAGGAUUGAUAACAAUAGGAAAAUGAUCACUGCCAUGGGAAAUGGGUAAUAUUCUCCAAGAAAGAAGGGAUGACAGAGCAGGAGAACGGAGUGACAGAUCUACUGCACUUUUAGGAUUUUGGAGGGGGGAAACUCUACGUGUAGGUGAACCAUCAUUAAGGAGGCAGAGAUCUAAAUCAUCAAUGACGUCUAAAAAUGUAGGAGACCAGGGAUCACAAAAAUGGGAGCCCCAUAAAGUAUGCUGCAUAUUAAAAUUACCAAGAAUUACCAUAGGAGGAAGGAUGGUGGAUAUAAUCUUCGUAAGUUCUGAUAAGAUAUUUAGACUAGGUUCGGGAAUGU